AUGAUGAAGAAUAAGCCAAGUUCUCGAUUAAUCGCUCACAAAACCAUAAUCGAGAUGAUUAAAGCCAAAAACAGGGAAAAAAAUUCCGAAAAGAGUCCAAAAGGAUCUGACCCAUUGCGACCAAGCUCAGCAUUUAUUUGUGAAGACUGCAAAAAAAUAAAAUUUCCAAAGCCUUCACAAGCAAUUUUAAUGCAUUCCAACCAAUUUUGUGUCUGCAACUCAUCAUUGCGAGUGAUCCACAGUCCUCGAAGUGCUAAGCUGCCAAUGAAAAAACUGAACAUGACAGGAGGUUUUGGCAACCCCUCAAUACUGAAAAUCAGAAAGAAGGCAGAAAAUUUCUCAGAAAGAGCAUUAAUUGCAACAGGGAUUGGACUGCAAAAUCAGCAAACAAUCAGAAGUGCUUCUUUCCCUGAUAGUGUUAGAGAAAAUGUGUCACCUUACCAAGAUUUGACAUAUCGUGAAAAUUCUGAGUCAGAAUAUAAAUUUCUUAUAUUCAAAGGAAAUAACUCGUCAUUAAUUCACAAUAUUCUUGGGCUCAGGGCUAAUUGGGUGGAAGCAGAAAAUGGGAGGACGAAUCUUCAUUUUAUAUGGCAUCCAACAUCAGUAAAAAUCCGCUUUGAUAGGCUUAUGCCUUACUUGCCAACUCAAAUGGCCAAUCAUUUUGAGUUUCAUGCACAGCUGAGUAAUAAAAUGCUUUUAUAUAGCAAUAUGGUAUCUUAUUGUGUCAAGAAUAAAAAACUGCAAUUUAUAGGAGUUAUAACAAGAUAAAAGGUAUUUAAAAAUAGGUUAUAGAUGGAGAAAAAUGCAGAUAGAUAUUAUACUUAUUUACCAAGAAAAGCCCACUAGGGCAUUUUUGAUCGGCUGGAAAUUAGCUGGCUUGCAAAAUUCGUUAGCAUGCCAUAUUGUCUGGAUAACCAAUUUAAGAAUGGCGAACCAAAAAUGCUCCUUAGUGGUCUAUUCUUGGAAAAACAGUUAUAAGGUAAAUAAGGUAUCUUAUUGCAAACUAAAAGCAAUGGACAUCACAAAGUUGAUGCCAGUUACCUUCCCUUUAAACAUGGAAUCAAAAGAUUUCACGUCACAAAUGAGUAAAUUUGUAGGGUACUUUAAAAGCAACUCCCAAAAUGGCACCAAAAACCUUUGGCUCUUGAAGCCUUCAGGUUUCAACAGAGGAAGGGGGAUCCACAUAUUUAAUGAUAUUUCCACAUUAAAAAAUUUAUUAGCUGAUGUCCAAUCCUCAGCACAAAAUAUAACGAAACCUAAAUUCGCCAAAAAUCCACAAUUAACUAUGAAAUUCGUAGUCCAAAAAUACAUAGAAAGCCCUCUAUUAAUCGACGGUAGAAAAUUUGACAUUAGAGUUUGGGUUCUCGUCACUCAUGAAUAUGACUGCUAUUUCUUCUCUCAAGGCUAUAUCCGCACUUCUUCAGCCCCUUUUACAUUGACAGACGACCAACUAACAAGCGAAUAUGUCCAUUUAACAAACAACGCAAUACAAAAAGAAGGUGCAGAUUAUGGAAAAUUUGAAGAUGGGAACCAGCUUUCUUUUGAGUUUCUGCACAAAUAUCUCGACCAGCAAUUCCCAAACUCCAAAAACUCAUUAGGAAGAAUUAUUGCAGGCAUGAAAGAAUUAAUCACGCACAGCUUAAGAUCAGUCAAAGGAAAGCUGAACCCAAAUCAACGCCAAUUCUGUUUCGAAAUUUUUGGUUACGAUUUUAUAUUAGAUUCUACUAUGAAACCAUGGCUUAUAGAAUGCAACACAAAUCCUUGUUUAGAGCUUUCUUCACCUUUGCUGCAACAAUUGAUACCAAGAAUGAUAAAUGACGCAUUUAAAUUGACGCUAGAUAUGAUUUUCCCUAUAAAGAGCAUAGAAUAUCUGAAUACUCCUGCAGUUGUACCUUUGCAAGAGAGUAAUCAAUGGGAGUUUUUGACGUCACUUAAGAAGUUAGCUGUGUAA
This is a messenger RNA of Blepharisma stoltei, 1951 nucleotides long. The record is from the annotation of a GenBank genome assembly. NCBI's taxonomy places the organism in Eukaryota, Ciliophora, Heterotrichea, Heterotrichida, Blepharismidae.